AUGUCUGGCCCCACCCUGGAAGAAGAGGACUUGCCUGGCAAUCACACAGGUCCUAAAGGUGUAAUUAAUGACUGGCGGAGGUUUAAAUUGGACAGUGUGGAUCAGACGGUCCCUCAGAACAAGAGAGAGCUGCUGAGACAGAUGUCCAGCCCUAGAGAGGAGGACAAGGACAGAGGCAACAGAAAGAUGAGCGUUCAGGAGUACGAGAUGAUCCAGGAUGAGGACGAGCGCAGCCUGAAACGCUACAGGAAGAAUUGUAUGCAGGAAAUGCACGAGCGCUUGAGCUUCGGCCCGAGGUUUGAAGAAGUGCACGAGCUUGAGAGUGGGGAAGCCUUCCUGGAGGUCAUAGAGCAGGAACAUCGGCAGACCCUGGUGGUAGUUCAUGUCUACCAGCAUGGUGUCAAAGGCUGUGAACAGAUGAACUCGUGUCUGGACUGUCUGGCGUUGGAGUACUCCAGUAUUAAAUUCUGUCGAAUUGAUGCUGUGGCCACAGGUGCUGCUGAGCGCUUCUCUUCUGAGGUUCUCCCUGCCCUGCUCCUGUACAAGGCAGGUGAGCUGCUGGGUAAUUUCCUGGCUGUUACCAAGCACUUCAGCGAGGAGUUCUUUGCAACGGACGUGGAGGGGUUUCUCAAUCAAUAUGGCCUCCUACCUGAGAAGGACUUCGCAGCAUGUGCUGAUGACGAGGACGAAGGAGGGGACGUGGAGUAG
This is a messenger RNA of Limanda limanda (common dab), 708 nucleotides long. RefSeq names its product phosducin a (gene pdca). The transcript has 5 exons. Bases 1 to 708 code for a protein of 235 amino acids. The record is from RefSeq and is a predicted model, not a curated record. NCBI's taxonomy places the organism in Eukaryota, Metazoa, Chordata, Actinopteri, Pleuronectiformes, Pleuronectidae. Gene Ontology annotation, biological process: regulation of G protein-coupled receptor signaling pathway.